Molecule: messenger RNA, 4237 nt
Organism: Zingiber officinale
Lineage: Eukaryota; Viridiplantae; Streptophyta; Magnoliopsida; Zingiberales; Zingiberaceae
Product: paladin-like
Exons: 19
Coding region: 265-4008 (1247 amino acids)
Source: RefSeq, a predicted model, not a curated record
CCCUUUGCUGUUUAUAGCCAGCGCAUUUUUAAUACACUACGUGAUCCGCCUGCGUCCAACGCCCUCCACGAGCAAUAUAACUAAAGGAGAGCGCCAACGGCUGCCCUCCUCCAUUCGGCCAUCGUUCCAUUUGCCCUAAUCCUUUCUUCCCCUCUUUCUCCUCCUCCUCCUCCUCCUCCUCGCUGCCUCCUUUCUUUCCCGCUGCGCUCGAAGCCGACUCGGCGUUCUAGACAGCGAUCGAGCGAGCGAUCGAGAGUUGCGACGAUGCCGGCUUCCGCGGAGCAGGUUAUGAACUACCGCGGAGGUUCCGUCCUCGGGAAGAAGACCAUCCUCAAGAGCGACCACUUCCCCGGAUGCCAGAACAGGAGCUUGAAACCCCAGAUAGACGGAGCCCCAAAUUAUCGCCAGGCUGGUUCCUUGCAUGUGCAUGGAGUUGCAAUACCGACAAUAGAUGGGAUACAGAAUGUGCUUGAUCAUAUUGGGGCAAGAAAGCAAACCAAGCAAAAAAGAGUACUUUGGCACAAUCUCCGAGAAGAGCCUGUGAUCUACAUCAAUAACCGUCCCUUUGUUCUACGAGAUGUUGAGAACCCUUUCUCCAAUCUUGAGUACACGGGAAUCAACAGAGUGAGACUUGAGCAAAUGGAAUUUCGGCUCAAAGAAGACAUUUUGGUGGAAGCUGCUAGGUAUGGGAAUAAAAUCCUUGUUACUGAUGAACUUCCAGAUGGUCAGAUGGUGGACCAAUGGGAGCCGGUGAUGCCUAACUCUAUUAAAACACCUCUGGAGGUUUAUGAGGAGCUACAGAAAGAAGGAUAUCUUGUUGAUUAUGAGCGUAUCCCUAUUACGGAUGAAAAGUCCCCUAAAGAAGGAGAUUUUGAUGAUUUGGUACAUAGUAUGUCUCAAGUCAGUUUAGAUACAGAAAUACUUUUCAACUGUCAGAUGGGGCGAGGACGAACAACGACUGGUAUGGUGAUAGCCACUUUGGUAUAUCUUAACCGAAUUGGAGCAUCAGGUAUUUCACGGUCUACUUCUAUUGGAAAAAUAUUUGCUUCUGGUUCUGAUGUCACUGACCGUGGCCAGAGCUCUGAAGAUGCAAAAAGAGGUGAAUAUGCUGUAAUUAGAAGUCUAAUUCGUGUUCUAGAGGGUGGUGCAGAAGCCAAGAAACAAGUGGAUAAAGUCAUUGACAUGUGUGAUUCUAUGCAGAACCUAAGAGAUGCAAUUGCUACCUAUGGGAAUAAAAUUUUUCGCCAGCCAGAUGAAAUGAAGCGGGAGGCAUUACUUUCUUUUUUUGUUGAGUAUUUGGAGCGCUACUACUUUCUCAUCUGCUUUGCUGUGUUCAUCCACACACAGAGAGCUGCUGUUCUUUCCAUUUCAUCCGAUCAAAUGAGUUUUUCUGAGUGGAUGAAAGCUAGGCCUGAACUCUAUAGCAUACUUCGCAGAUUGCUAAGGAGAGAUCCAAUGGGUGCCCUUGGGUACUCAAUUUCGAGGCCUUCUUUAAAUAACAUUGCUGUAUCUACUGAUGGUUGUCCUUACGAAAUGGGUAUGGUUGCUGCUAUGAGGAAUGGAGAAGUUCUGGGAAGUCAAACAGUCUUGAAAAGUGACCACUGCCCUGGGUGUCAGAAUCUUAGUUUGCAUGAAAGAGUGGAUGGUGCACCUAAUUUUCGUCAAGUUCCAGGGUUUCCAGUUUAUGGUGUCGCAAACCCAACAGUCGAUGGUAUUCGAGCUGUGAUUCAGCAAAUUAGAAGUAAUGGUGGAUACUCUGUUUUCUGGCACAAUAUGAGAGAAGAACCUGUUAUAUAUAUUAAUGGGAAACCCUUUGUGUUGCGUGAGGUGGAAAGGCCAUACAAAAACAUGCUUGAAUACACGGGGAUUGACUGUGAGAGAGUUGAGAGAAUGGAAGCUCGAUUAAAAGAGGAUAUUCUUCGGGAGGCAGAAUGUUAUGGAGGUGCAAUAAUGGUAAUUCAUGAGACAGAUGACGGACAAAUAUUUGAUGCGUGGGAACAUAUAGAUGCUGAAUCUAUUCACACUCCAUUAGAGGUCUUCAAAUGUCUAGAAUUUGAAGGUCCAAUUCAAUAUGCACGUGUUCCUAUUACUGAUGGUAAAGCUCCUAAAAGUUCAGAUUUUGACAGAAUAGCAUCAAAUAUUGCUUCAGCCCCCAAGGACACUUCUUUUGUGUUCAAUUGCCAGAUGGGCCGUGGCCGGACAACUACAGGCACUGUGAUUGCUUGUCUUGUCAAGCUUCGGAUUGAUCAUGGAAAACCUAUGAAGAUGCAGCGGGAUGAUGGUUGCAAUGAACAACUGGAUGCUGAUUGCUCUAGUGGUGAAGAAACCAUUGGUGAAAAUGGUUCACCAAUUUCAACUUUUCUAAAAUCUAUGGAUGGACGUGAACCACACCACAAAUUUGGCAUUGAUAACAUCCUUCUACUAAGGAAGAUAACAAGACUCUUUGACAAUGGGAUUGAAUGCAGGGAAGCUUUGGAUGCUAUCAUCGACAGAUGUUCAGCUUUACAGAACAUACGUCAAGCAGUUCUUCAAUACAGAAAGGUGAUCAAUCAACAGCAUGUGGAGCCAAGAGUAAAGAGGGUUGCUUUAAAUCGAAGUGCUGAAUAUUUGGAACGGUACUUCAAAUUAAUCGCUUUCUCAGCAUAUCUUGGAAGUGAAGCUUUUGAUGGUUUUUGUGGGCAAGGAAUAACUAAAACUUUGUUCAAAACAUGGCUGCACAAGAGGCCUGAGAUUCAAACCAUGAAAUGGAGCAUAAGAUUACGCCCUGGACGAUUUCUCCCUACCCCUGAAGAACCAAAAGCACUGUUUGGGUCUAUGCAUGGUGAUGUAGUGAUGGAUGCGAUAGUCAAGUCACGCAAUGGGUCUGUCUUGGGCAAAGGUUCCAUACUGAAAAUGUAUUUUUUCCCUGGACAGAAAACCUCAAGUUGGAAGCAGUUUAAGGGCACACCUAACGUAUAUAAGGUAGAUGCUUAUCCUGUGUACAGUAUGGCAACUCCAACAGUUGAUGGUGCGAGAGAAGUUCUGUCAUACUUAGGUGCUAAAGAUCUUUCUGCAACAACUCGUUCCCAAAAGGUCAUCAUUAUAGAUCUGAGAGAGGAAGCUGUUGUAUAUAUCAAUGGUUCACCUUUUGUUCUUAGGGAACUUGAUCGCCCUGUUGAUACACUAAAACAUGUCGGAAUUUCUGGUUCAUUGGUGGAACACAUGGAGGCAAGGAUGAAAGAAGAUAUAUUUACUGAGGUGAAACAGUCUGGUGGUCAGAUGCUUCUUCAUCGAGAAGACUAUAACCCAGCUUCAAAAAGGACAAGUGUGAUUGGUUAUUGGGAAAACAUUUCAUUAGAAUAUGUUAAGACCCCUGCAGAAGUGUUUGCAGCACUGAUAGAUGAAGGCUACAGAAUUGAAUAUAAAAGGAUCCCUCUUACAAGUGAAAGAGAAGCAUUAGCUGUGGAUGUUGAUGCCAUGCAAUAUUGUAAAGACGAAUUUGCUAGGUAUUACCUUUUCAUUUCACAUACUGGAUAUGGAGGGGUUUCAUAUGCAAUGGCUAUCACAUGUCUUGGGCUUAGUGCUGACAAGAAAUUUGCUACAGAACAGACAGUUGAGACACAUUUUGUAUCAACUUCACCCAUUGGCACCUUGCAUUUUCAGCCAUAUGGCGUAGAUGCAUUAAAACAGGGUGACUACCGUGACAUUUUAAGCCUUACUAGAGUUUUGGUCCAUGGACCACAAAGCAAGCAUGAAGUUGACAAUAUCAUCAAUAGGUGUGCUGGUGCUGGGCAUCUGCGAGAUGACAUAUUGCAUUAUAAGAGAGAACUUGAUGAGUGUCCGAGUGAUGAUGAUGAGCAUAGAUCCUACCUCAUGGAUAUGGGGAUUAAAGCUUUGAGGCGAUAUUUUUUUCUGAUCACUUUCAGGUCUUAUCUUUACUGCACUUGUCCCACCGAAGCAAGCUUUUCGACAUGGAUGGAGAUGAGACCUGAGCUCAGACAUCUUUGUGACAACCUGAAACUGGAGUAGUACUGUCCAAAGGAAGUUCAAUGUAAAGCACCUUUAGUCAUUUAAUCAAUAACCAAGAAAGUUGAGAAGGAUAAAAGAAAGAGGGGGAUCCAUGUAAAGCAUUAGAUUAGUAAAAUCUUCCCUGUCUAAAGCUAUGAGUGUACAGUUAUCCUGUAAAAUGCACCUUGAUCUAGAGUUUCCUUGUGUACUUCUCAUUGCUAAUAAAAAACAUGAAAGCCAUUUCCACCAA